Molecule: messenger RNA, 3337 nt
Organism: Electrophorus electricus (electric eel)
Lineage: Eukaryota; Metazoa; Chordata; Actinopteri; Gymnotiformes; Gymnotidae
Gene: trip10a
Product: thyroid hormone receptor interactor 10a
Biological process (GO): signal transduction
Molecular function (GO): protein binding
Source: RefSeq, a predicted model, not a curated record
AAAAUUACUUGGACAACGGAAAGUAGCUUGUUAGUUAGAUAGGUUGUCGCACUGAAUAUUUAAUUCGCUUUUGUUAUGUAUAACGGUAAAUGACAAAUAUAAAAAACUGUUUUUUAUUCUAUGCAUUAAAUUUGUUGUUCCGUGGUGCGGUGAAUUGGGAUAACUUUUAACGACAACAUAUUUGGGAUACGCUCAAAAGUCGAACAUGGACUGGGGGACGGAUCUGUGGGACCAAUAUGAUGUCAUUGAAAAACACACACUGUCUGGGCUGGAGCUGGUGGACAAAUACAUUAAGUUUGUUAAGGAACGGACGGAAAUUGAGCAGAACUAUGCCAAGCAACUACGGAAUCUCAGUAAGAAGUACAGCCCCAAAAGAAGCAGCAAAGAGGAGCAGGAAUGCAGGUUCUCGAACCACCAGUCCUUCGUGGAAAUCCUGAACGAGAUGAGCGACUAUGCGGGCCAGCGGGAGCUGGUGGCCGAGAACAUGAUGAUGAAUAUCUGCAUCGAGCUCAGCAAGUACCUGCAGGAGCUCAAACUGGAGCGCAAGACGCAUCUGUCGGAUGCCAAAAAGGCACAGCAGUCUCUGGAGAGCACCUACAAGCAGCUGGACAAUAGUAAAAAGCGCUUUGAGAGGGAGUGGAAAGAGGCAGAGAAGGCCGCCCAGUAUGCAGAAAAAACAGAUCAGGACAUCAACGCUACGAAAGCUGACGUAGAGAAGGCCAAACAGCAGGCACAUAUGCGUGCACACAUAGCAGACGACUGCAAGAACGACUACGCAGCCCAGCUGCAGAAAUAUAACAAGGAGCAGAACCAGUUCUACUUCACCCACAUGCCUCUGAUAUUCAAUAAGCUGCAGGACAUGGAUGAGAGGCGCGUGCGGAAGCUCGUGGAGGCCUACACACUGUUUGCCGACACGGAGAAGCAUGUUGCGCCCAUCAUCGGGAAAUGUCUGGAUGGCAUCACCAGGGCGGCCUCCAACAUCAACGAGAAGAAUGACUCCCUGGUCCUGAUAGAGCAGCACAAGUCGGGCUUCGAGCGCCCCAGCGAUCUGGAGUUUGAGGACUACAGCCAGGGCAUCAACCGCGCCUCGUCCGACAGCAGUCUGGGCACGCCCAAGGGCCCGCUGGACCUGCUGGGCAGAAAUAAGAGCAAACCCUUCUGGUUGUUCAAAAAGAGCAAGCCUUCCUCCUCCCCACUCACACCCUUCUCCGCACCCAUGGCCCCUUCGCCCACUAACGGUCCCCCCUCCCCCAAGUUUACCCGGGACCCCCUGUCGUACUGUCUAAAGGAGAUCAAUAAGACAGUCAAACCUCGAAUCUCCUCCUUCCGGACCCUGCGCAGAACGCCGGCUGCCACGGAGGACUUUGGCCAUCUCCCUCCGGAGCAGCGCAGGAAGCGGCUGCAGCAGAAGAUCGAUGACAUCAGCAAGGAGCUACAGAAGGAGCUGGAUCAGAGUGAGGCACUGGGGAAGAUGAAGGACGUGUAUGAGAAGAAUCCUCAGAUGGGAGACCCUGCCAGCCUGGCCCCACAGAUCACCCAGACGACCCACAACAUCGAGAGGCUCCGUGGGGAUCUCAACAAAUAUGAGUCGUGGCUUGCAGGAGCUGGGGGUCGAGGAGAAUCAUUCCGUUACUCCACUCACUCACUAAACAACAACGAUGGCCACAAUGCCUACAGUCCGGAUGGGGCCCACUCAGACGAGAGCACCCCAGAUGCCUCGCAGGCCAUCUACACUGAGUUUGAUGACGACUUUGAGGAAGAGGACCCCUCCACUCCCAUUGGCCAGUGUACAGCACUCUACAGUUUCCCAGGCUCCAGCGAGGGGACCAUCUCCAUGCAGGAGGGGGAGGUGCUCGCUGUAGUGGAAGAGGACAAGGGGGACGGCUGGACGCGCGUGCGGCGGAGCAACGGCGACGAGGGCUAUAUCCCCACCUCCUACGGCACCAUCGCGCUCAACAAGUGACCCGCUGACCCCCGACCCCCAACCCAGUCGCCCCCAACACGGAUGCUUCGCAGCGGCAUUCGGAGCAGCUCAUCGUCACGCCUCAUUGUCUGGCACUGGGGGAGAGGGAGAGGGGGAGAACGAGAACUGGGAAGUGAGAGAGAGAGAGAGAGAGAGAGAGAGAGAGAGAGACAGAGAGAGAGAGAUGAAGGAUGCUGUUGGCUGCUUGGCUCUGGCAGCUCAGCCACUAAGAGCAUUGAAAAAUGCUGGAUCCCGCCUCCUUUUCUGCUCAACGCAACAUCUGGCUUCCUGUGAGAGUGGUUGUGUAUGAAAUCCUUUGCGGGUCUUUGUCUUUGAGACAUCUCAGCCAUUCGUGCUCAUCAGAGAGAAACACUUGAGGAUGAUGUUUGGCGAACAGGAAGUACACGUGACGCAAAGGGCGUGCGUGUGUGCGUGCGCGGCGAGAAUUGUAAGCGUGCGAUCAGCUUGAUUGCUGCCAUGUCAUCUCUGAUCAGGACGAAACUGAUGAACUCUGACCACAGCACCCUCUCGCUGUCCCAGUGGGAAACAUGCUGACCUCGGACCUCCUUUACACUUUCAGUUUUAUCGCUCUGAUGGACAAACACGGCACACGCACGGGCCAACAAGCACCACUCUUGCGAAUGCUUGCCUAUGUGUGCAGUUAUUUAGUGUGCGAGAGGGAGAACGAACACAAUAUAAACCAGAUAAGGUCAAACAUUUCUGUAUUUAGAAAAUCUUUUUUUAUUGAGUAUUAAGAAAUACUAUUUCAAAACUGUCUAAACAAUCACAGUCCACAAUUAAGUAUAUAUAGAUGUUAUUAAUUUCCAGUCAAAUUGCAAAGAUGGGUGGGGUUUUUUUUGUUUUUUGGUUUUUUUUUUUGCUGCAAAAUCCCAAUAUUAUAUGAUCAUAUUUAUUAUUUUGGGUUUUUUUUUUUUUUUUUUUUGGAAGCAUAAAUGUGUGGUCACACUUCCAUAUUUCUGACAGCAAAAACACUUUUAUCAAUGGUUUAUGAACAUGUAAAUAAAAAAAAGGAACUAAAAUUGUGUAACACUUAGGACUUUCAUAUUUAUAUAUAGGAAAUAAUAUAUUUUAGCUAUCACAACACCACUAUUGUCUUACUAGCUUUUUACCCUUAAGGAAUAAAGAUUGUGUAGGCCAGGCUGAUUUCUGUAUACAGUAGGUAAGGUGAGGAACACACGACUGGAUAUGUGCUUUUGUAGCUUGUCAACUGAGCCGGCUUUUGUACUCUACGUGACAGGUAGGUUCUAAUGUUCAGGUGCCUUCUAGCUAAGCAAUGUGCAUGCAGCAUUUACACUACAAAUUGCCUACUGUCUCUAGGGACUUUAUAAAUGUCAAGCACAUUCCCAAACUGAA